Molecule: messenger RNA, 1323 nt
Organism: Labeo rohita (rohu)
Lineage: Eukaryota; Metazoa; Chordata; Actinopteri; Cypriniformes; Cyprinidae
Gene: ier2b
Product: immediate early response 2b
Exons: 1
Coding region: 355-867 (170 amino acids)
Source: RefSeq, a predicted model, not a curated record
CAAUAGUCCAUAAAGAGCUAAUAUUGAAAUAACACCGAAUUUAAAGCAGGAAUUUUCGUUUCGUAUGCUAAACAAGUCGAGAGUGGCGUAAAUUACAUGGACCUGGCAACACAGAGCAUAUGUUGACUUGAUACUUCAGUGCGGUGCCAAUAUGACGUCUGACACGAAGGGAGGGGCGUGUUUAAACACCCAGGGGAAUGGAAACUCUUUACGUCACCUGAGCGCACAUAAAACACCGCCCUGAGAGGAGAAAACUUUUAGUUUUGCAAUCCACUGAGAAGACCUCAAAGCGCCGAGGUUUUCAAAAUAGAAACCAAGUCUAGAACAGAACUAUUUUGAUACAUUGUAAACACAAUGGACGUCGAGGCCAAGAGAAUCAUGGCUGUUUCUAUUGGUAAACUGUAUUCACUAAGGACCCAGCGCGGGGGACUGAGACUUCACCGGAGUCUCCUGCUCUCCAUGACCAUGAGAGCCGCCCGGGACAUCUACCACACCGCGCAGCUGCUCAGAGACGCGGAGGAGGAACAGGUCGUUCCGUGCGCCCCCGACGCGGCCACAGAGGAACCCAUGGAGAUCAGUAAAGACUCUCCACAGACUUUAACUCCUAAGGAGGUCGCAGUGAAACCUCAAGAGACUCUAGAAGAGGACAAAGAGAACCGAUGCGCUUCUGAACGGCACUCCAGGAAGCGCCGCGGAAAGACGGCAGUCGAGCCUGACUUUCUACCUCUGAAGAAGGCAAAAAUGGACACGGAUGAGGAGAAGCAACAUCUCCAGGGCGAGGUUCUGAGGACUAAUAAUGGCAACAGCUGUCGACAGGCUGAAACUCUGUCCGCCUUCCCAACAAACCGAGCCAUCGUGGCGUGUUGAGCAAGACGCGCUUUGGAUCUUUCCGAGAAUCGAUUUCCCUCGAUGGGAAUUUCCUGGACAAACUGGUUCAGAACGGACCGGUUAUGCAGCCCGACACCUGUGCGGCCGGCUCUGCUCGCCAUAUGAGCUCCAAGAAAGGCCGGGAUCAGCAGGAAUACAGGACAGGUGGUGGAUACUGUGAUCCCAAGCGCAAUGGAAUCACUAGAGCUGCUUCAUUGUUCAGUGAGAGGAGUCAGAUGACUCCGUUCAGUCGAACUGGUUGGACUGGGAAGGGAAGGGAGACUCUGAUGUCUUCUACUCGAAGUCUAUGAACUUUACAACCUCAAAUAAGAACAAAGCUGACGGUGUAUGAGACAAAACACAUGCUGUGUGAUACUUGAAAAUGUCUUUGCCAAAACGUUUUAAAUGUCACUGUUGCACUAAUUUAUGCAUAUAUUGAUAAUGCUAAUUUAAGAA